UUUAAGAGGUUGUGCGAAUUCUAAAAGGGAAGCGCCGUAGGUCGCCGAUCACCUGACUGCGGCAGUGUCUUCGCGUCUUGUGACCGCUACCUUCCAGUCUCCGUUCGAUACUUACGAUGGCUAGUCAAAGCCAAGGCGUCCAGCAAUUGUUGGCUGCAGAAAAGCGGGCGUCUGAGAAAGUCGCCGAUGCCAGAAAACGCAAGGCCAAACGUCUGAAGCAGGCAAAAGAUGAAGCUCAGCUUGAGAUCGACAGAUUCAAGGCCGAUAAAGAACGUCAGUUCAAGGAGUACGAAGCCAAACACAUGGGGUCCAAGGAAGACAUAGCGUCCAAGAUUGAUGCCGAGACGAAGCAGAAGAUGAAUGACAUGAACCAGCUGGUGGCUCAGCACAAGAAGGCGGUCAUUGAGCAGCUCCUGACGUUGGUCUACGCCAUCGACCCUCAAGUGCACCGCAACUACCGCCCUUAGAUGUUCCAGUCUUCCGAGUGUUGCUCCCGGCCAGCACAGUCGAGUAUUGAUUGUUGCCGAAACUCCAAAUAAAGGUCUUUUGUCAUUUUA
Messenger RNA from Ixodes scapularis (black-legged tick), 557 nucleotides. RefSeq names its product V-type proton ATPase subunit G (gene Vha13). The coding region runs from base 117 to 467 and encodes 116 amino acids. Gene Ontology annotation, molecular function: proton-transporting ATPase activity, rotational mechanism. The record is from RefSeq and is a predicted model, not a curated record. The transcript has 3 exons. Gene Ontology annotation, biological process: proton transmembrane transport. Gene Ontology annotation, cellular component: vacuolar proton-transporting V-type ATPase complex. NCBI's taxonomy places the organism in Eukaryota, Metazoa, Arthropoda, Arachnida, Ixodida, Ixodidae.